GAAGAGUUAGCCAAUAUAUCCUGAAAGACUCACGUGACUUAUUGGUUGACGAAAGCGAAGAAGGACCCGGGAGAAACAAAACAAAAAGUGUUCCGUGACAAACGCAACACAGGAGUUCAGAUGAAAAUGAAAGUCAAACGGAGUCUUCUUGAGUUUGUUUCCAAAAUGUUUCCUCGUGUGUCCCUGUUUCUUCCUCUCGUCGCGGUAUGAGCCACACAGCCUUUGUGUGUUGCACAGUUCUGUCUGUUCAGGAUACAAGCAUUUUAUACCCAUCGUGCUCCAACUGCUUCUCCAGAGUGUUUCUGUCUGAAAAGAGAAGCCCCAGGUGGAGCUGCACUAAAUGUGGAUGGGACUCGGAGGUCCCAGGAUACAGAUACAGGUUGUCGCUGAGGGUGUCCAAAGACUGCGACGUGCUAGGGGUGACUGUGUUUGGGAGGUGUCUCGAUUCAUUCUUCGGUGUAACAGCUGGACAAUUUCAAAGAUUUGUGACUGCUAUUAAAGAAAGCCAAGGUGUCGAAAAAGCUGAGUUGCUGCUGAGAAAAUCAUUGGAGGAUUGCUUCGUUGGAAGAUGUGUGCACUUAGGAAUCAAGUUUCCUGACAGUGGUGAAGAUCACGGCUCAAUGGCACCGCUGUCCGCCUCCCUUAAAACAGAGCAGCACAUUGCAGGUAAAAUCAGUCUACCAAGUGAUGGUGCGUUUGGCGUUAGUGUAAUCCGGUACCUACAGAGCUUACUGCGCGCGUGUGCACCCUCAGACCGGUGUGAACCUCCGGAGGCUUCCCUACAGUCUGAGCAGUCCAGUUACCAUGACUACACACAGCUCUGCUCUGGAGGGUCUUGUUUACAUUCCAGUGACACCGACUCUCAAGAUGCUUGCUUCCCUCUACCUGUGCUGCAGUCACCUGGUCUACACAGUGAGCUGGGGGACUCGUUGGAGCGUUCUACUCCGGAGCAGCAGAGGGCGAUGGGAGACUCACUAGUUGACCCUUCACCGGGACAAGGGCGAAGGAGGAGACGAUGUAGGAGCACCUGUGAUGUGUCCUACACGAAUGGAUCAUGCAGGUGUCUGGAGGGUGUUUGUGCACGGAAGGAUCGGAGAGUUUCGAUGGGCCAGGAGUCGGGAUACAGUGAUCAUUUCAGAGACGGAGGAUCUUCCGGGUGUUCAAAUUCCAGAGACGGAGAAUCCUGUGGGUCUUUUCCUGUACCGUUUAUACCAGACGAGUCAUGGACUCGUUCCUGCCCUCUGUCCUUCAGCGAUGAUGGGCUUUCAGCUGACUCUGUCUCCACAUCCUCUCCCCCAGACAAACUCCGGUCUAAGUCCUCAUGUAGUCUUUCGAUGAAGUCACCGAGCCCGUUGUGUCGUCGGGACACAGCCCAGCUCAGAGGGGUUUCUUGUCCGCCAGGCCCAUCCACACCUCCCAUUGGUACUCACAGUCCAAGCUGUUCGUUUGGACCUGUGUUGUCCUACUCUGUGACCUCUGACAGUGAGGACACAUGGGAGAAGAACACAUCCACCACACCAAAGGAUGUGGAGAGCUUUCCACCGCUCCAUGGCUGCGAAGAGGUGUACAACUACUCUGCAGAGCUUUUUGACAUGUCUGCUUUGGACACAACAGUUGACUUUCACAGAGCAGGUUUUUCCCCAGAAAAGGUAACUUGCAAGUCUCGAACAUCAUCUCGCCACUAUGCAAGGCCACGCUUGGCCCCCUGUUCCCAAUCCACCCCUAUUGUGUGCAGGGGGGCUACGGGAGCACGCUCCAUAACUUCUACCUGCCCCCAGAACCGGGAAGUGCUGUCGGAGAGGGGGCGGGUGCCUAGCUUUGAGGCGGCCCAAUGGGAAUCUGAUAGAAGUGUGAUUGACAGUGAGGCGGAGGGCUGUAUCGAUGAGGGGGGACUCUGCAUCUCGGAAACAAACACUUCAUUGACGAGAGAGGAAGCAGAUUGGUCCAGGGACCUUUUUGUUGAUUCUUAAAAUCUGAUCUGAAUAACUGUUAAAAUUAUGAAUUUAUGUAUUUGCUGUGAAUGACAAAUUUGAGAUGAAUUGCUGGAAAUAUUUGUGUUUGUAUGUGAAAUAACCUGCUGUAUUGCACAAAGCCAAAGCAAAUUAUGAAUGUGUAAUGUGACUUUAUUGCCAAAUUAUCAGACAGAUGAAUGUUCUGUUUUGCUUGUAGAUACAUUGUUCAGACAUUCUAUUUUUAUUUACUUCAUUGACAUUGUAACAAUCCUGCAUUUGAAUAUAUGAACAAUGAAUUGAAAAUACUUACAUGAAUGAACCUUAUGGUUGCACAGCAUAGAGCUUGAGACAUUAGUUUCUGCAGUGCCUUCACAGACCCGCCCUUGUUGUGCAACGUGCAACUCUGACUAUAAAUGUUCAUUUAAUAUAGCAUCACCAAAAGUUUAUAGAGCAGUAUACCCAGCAACUGCAUUCAAAACAUGAUAAUUCAGUGUCUCACCUUUCCUGUCACUGAUUGGUUGCCUGAUGUGCUCCACAUACGACUGGUGUAUUGCCCAUGCGGUCUUUGAAAUAAAUUAAUCACGACACUA
Engraulis encrasicolus (European anchovy) is the source of this 2542-nucleotide messenger RNA. RefSeq names its product DNA damage-induced apoptosis suppressor (gene ddias). The record is from RefSeq and is a predicted model, not a curated record. The transcript has 4 exons. NCBI's taxonomy places the organism in Eukaryota, Metazoa, Chordata, Actinopteri, Clupeiformes, Engraulidae. Gene Ontology annotation, biological process: negative regulation of intrinsic apoptotic signaling pathway in response to DNA damage. The coding region runs from base 207 to 1970 and encodes 587 amino acids. Gene Ontology annotation, cellular component: nucleus; cytoplasm.